Pogoniulus pusillus (Red-fronted tinkerbird) is the source of this 7641-nucleotide messenger RNA. RefSeq names its product immunoglobulin like and fibronectin type III domain containing 1 (gene IGFN1). The record is from RefSeq and is a predicted model, not a curated record. Bases 78 to 7526 code for a protein of 2482 amino acids. Gene Ontology annotation, molecular function: protein binding. The transcript has 25 exons. Lineage: Eukaryota; Metazoa; Chordata; Aves; Piciformes; Lybiidae.
CAGGACCUCCUCAGUGCUCAGACAGAGGAGAAGCCAGAGCCUGAUUGUGCUGACCACAGGCAGCUGAGGAGAGCACCAUGGAAAGCCUUCAGACAGGGAAACCCUUGCUGAAGUCUUCUGUCCCAGGAGUUAGCAUCACUCCAUUUGUGGAUAAACUGCCAAAGGGAUGCAGCAACCCUGACUUUGAGUGCAAACCUCUCUCCCUGACCCUGCAGGAAGGUAAAACUGCCAUCUUCAAAGCUGUGGUCAAAGGGGUCCCAACCCCUGAGGUGAAAUGGACACGAGGACAAGGAGGGAUGGAUGAUCCUGACAAGUAUCAAACAUCCUUCAACCAAGGGACAAAGGAAUUCGUUCUGCAGAUAAAGAAGCUGACCUCGGGUGACAGUGACCUGUACCGCUGCGUGGCUGUCAAUGCCUAUGGGGAAGCUUCAUGCACUGCUGGACUCAGGAUCAUACAAGUUGGCUUUAAGAGGAAGGCAACCUACCGCACUGUGCACCCUGCUGAGGAACUAAAGAAGAAGCUGCAGGACUCCAGGAAGCUGCUGAGGAAGAGGGCCCCAACCCAGAAACCCAAACCCCUGGACAAAGAAGCUGUCUGGCAGCUGCUGCUGCAUGCAGACAAGAGAGACUAUGAGAGAAUCUGCAUCAAGUAUGGGAUCGUCGACUUCAGAGGGAUGCUGAGGAAGCUGCAGGAGAUGAGGAAGAGCACAGAGAGUGAGCAGGAAGAGUUAAUAAACAGCAUCAAGAACUUCGAGCACAUCAAGGUCAACAAGGAGGGAAAAGCUACCUUCAGUCUGGAGAUGGAGCUGAAGAACAGCAACAGCAAAGUUUAUCUGCUGAAGGACGGUGAGCGGCUGCGGUACGGCACCGGGGAUGAGUUCCGAAAGCACUGCCUGCGGCAGGUGGGGAGGAAGUACACCUUCAUCAUCCACGACGUGCAGCCAGAGGAUGCAGGCCUGUACCAAGUGCGCGUGGAGGACGUGCCUGUGUUCUCCACGGAGCUGGAUGCUGAAGCCAUCCCGGUGAGCUUCAAGCAGCCGCUCAGCGACCUGCGCUGCCCCGAGGAGGAAGAUGCUGCCUUCGAGUGUGUCCUGCGCACCCCCUGCCACGACGCUGUGUGGCUCCACAAAAGCCACCAGCUGGAGCCCAGCGAGAAGCACCAGAUCUGGGUGAGCCCGGACGGGCUGACCCACAGGCUGCUCAUCAAGGGCGUGGUGCCCUCUGACAACGGCAUGUACACGCUCAGCACCGGGCACUGCUCCUCCAACGCCUGGCUCCUCGUGGAGUAUGCCAAGGGGAAGGGGCUCCAGGGUGCAGGAGGUGAAAGAGAGAAAUCUGAGUGGGUGAGAGAAGCUUCUCCAGACACAGAUGGGCCCAAGAAACCUCGACGUGGGGAAGAUGCUGCUGCUGAGGAUGAGCUGAUGGACACUGGUGUGGCACAAAGGAGCUGGGCCCGAGGAGCCCAAGGAGGCAGCCAAGGACACUCCCUUGAUGCUGAUGGAAGCCAAACACUGUGGGGCAAAGAGAGGCUGCGUGCAGCCAGCAGAGGUGGAGGGGUGGGACUGGGGCAGUCCUCCGGAGCAGACCUGGUCGGAGACUCAGUGAUGAAUGAUGGUAGCAGCUUUGGGUUGGAAGGUUUGAAAGGCAAAAGUGGAUUAAGGCCUGUCCAUGGCAAAGAUUCCAUGGCAGGCACUGGGGAUGGGUUAGGAGGAGCAGGAGAAUGGUGCUCUGUGGAUGGCAGAGGUGGUGGUGUGCUGGGUGCUGCUGGCACUGGCAUGGAUGUUGGAGAAGGUGUGGGCUUGGAGGGGGGUAGAGUAGGUGAUGGAGGUACCAGAGGUGGCUUUGGGGGGGCUACAGAUGGAAGUUCUGGGAUAGAUGGAAUAGAUUUUGAUUCAGCUGGAAUGGGAGGAGUGAGGUCCCCCCAUGGCAGGGGUGGUCUGCCAGCUGCUGGUGAGAUGAAUGGAGCAGGCAUGAACAAAGCAGGACAUGCAGGGACCCAUGGCAAGGAUGGGCUGGCACCCCAUGGCAGUGGGCAGCUAGGCCAGGCAGGAAGCUCUGCUCUGCUGCAUGGCCCAAGUGACCUUCCAGCUGGAGAUGGAGCUGGGACUGGUGCAGGUGGCAGCUCUGCAGGGGCAAUGGAAGCUUUCUAUGGUCCAGGUGGUGUCCCAGCAGGUGCUGGAGGUGCAGGUGGGCUUGGGUCUCCUUAUGGAAAGGAUGGGCUGCAUGCUGGGGUGGGUGUGGGUGAUGCUGGCAUAGCUGGUGCAGGGGCAGUUGGGUCUCCCUAUGGAAGGGAUGGGCUCCUAACUGGAGCUGCUGGUGCUGGUGGUGCAGGGGCAGUUGGGUCUCCCCAUGCAAGGGAUGGGCUUCCAGCAGCAGCUGGUGCUGGUGGUGCUGCUGCAGGAGGAGUUGGGUCUCCCUAUGGGAAGGAUGGGCUCCCUGCUGGGGCUGGUGGUGCUGGCACAGGGCCAGUUGGGUCUCCCUAUGGGAAGGAUGGAUUGCCAGCUGCAGCUGCUGCUGGUGGCAUGGGUGGUGCAGGGGGAGCUGCAUCUCUCUUUGGGCAGGAAGGUCUGCCAGCUGGAGGGGGAUUUGGGGGUGCAGGGGCAGUUGGGUCUCCCUAUGGGAAGGAUGGAUUGCCAGCUGGAGCUGCUGCUGCAGGGGGAGUUGGGGCUCCCUAUGGGAAGGAUGGGAUCCCUGCUGGAGCUGCUGCUGCAGGGGGAGUUGGGGCUCCCUAUGGGAAGGAUGGGAUCCCUGCAGGAGCUGCUGCUGCAGAGGGAGUUGGGGCUCCCUAUGGGAAGGAUGGGAUCCCAGCUGGAGCUGGCUUGGCUGGUGCUGGUGCAGGGGCAGCUGGGUCUCUUUAUGGAAAGGAUGGGAUUCCAGCUGGAGGGGGACUUGCUGGUGCUCAUGGUGCAGGGGCAGCUGGGUCUUCCUAUGGAAAGGAUGGGCUCCCAGCUGGAGCUGGUGAUGCUGGGGCUGGUGGUGCUGGUGCAGGAGGAGUAGGAUCUCCCUAUGGAAAGGAUGGGCUCCCUGCUGGGGCUGGUGGUGCUGGGGCAGGAGUUGGGUCUCCCUAUGGAAAGGAUGGGCUCCCUGCUGGGGCUGGUGGUGCUGGGGCAGGAGUUGGGUCUCCCUAUGGAAAGGAUGGGCUCCCUGCUGGGGCUGGGGUUGCAGGUGCUGGUGGUGCUGGGGCAGGAGUUGGAUCUCCCUAUGGAAAGGAUGGGCUCCCUGCUGGAGCUCAGGGUGCUGGGGCAGGAGUUGGAUCUCCCUAUGGAAAGGAUGGGCUUCCAGCAGGGGCUGGUGGUGCUGGGGCAGGAGUUGGGUCUCCCUAUGGAAAGGAUGGGCUCCCUGCUGGGGCUGGUGGUGCUGGGGCAGGAGUUGGGUCUCCCUAUGGAAAGGAUGGGCUCCCUGCUGGGGCUGGUGGUGCUGGGGCAGGAGUUGGGUCUCCCUAUGGAAAGGAUGGGCUCCCUGCUGGGGCUGGUGGUGCUGGGGCAGGAGUUGGGUCUCCCUAUGGAAAGGAUGGGCUCCCUGCUGGGGCUGGGGGUGCUGGGGCAGGAGUUGGGUCUCCCUAUGGAAAGGAUGGGCUCCCUGCUGGAGCUCAGGGUGCUGGUGCAGGAGGAGUUGGGUCUCCCUAUGGGAAGGAUGGGCUUCCAGCAGGGGCUGGUGCUGGUGUUGCUGGUCUUGAUGGUGCAGGAGUAGGUUCUCCCUAUGGUAAAGAUGGUGUCCCAAGUGGAGCUGGUGCUGGUGCAGGAGGAGUUGGAUCUCCCUAUGGAGAGGAUGGUGUCCCAGGUGGAGCUGGUGCUGGUGGUGCUGGUGCAGGAGGAGUUGGAUCUCCCUUUGGAAAGGGUGGGCUCCCAGUUGGGGCUGGUGCUGGUGGUGCUGGUGCAGGAGGAGUUGGAUCUCCCUUUGGAAAGGGUGGACUCCCAGCUGGGGCUGGGGCUGGUGGUGUUGAUGGUGCAGGGGGGAUUGGUAGUCCCUAUGGUAAAGGAAGUCUUCCAGUGGGAAUGGGAAGUGGAGCUGGUAGUGGUGCAGAGGGCACUGGUGGGUCUGGGCCUGCACAUGGCAGGGAUGGGCUCCCAGCUGGAGCAGCUGCUGGAGCUGCUGGGGCAGGAGCAGUAGGAUCUCCCCAUGGAAGGGAAGGGCUCCCAGCUGGAGCUGCUGGGGCAGGAGCAGUAGGAUCUCCCCAUGGAAGGGAAGGGCUCCCAGCUGGAGCUGCUGGGGCAGGAGCAGUAGGAUCUCCCCAUGGAAGGGAAGGGCUCCCAGCUGGAGCUGCUGGGGCAGGAGCAGUAGGAUCUCCCCAUGGAAGGGAAGGGCUCCCAGCUGGAGCUGCUGGGGCAGGAGCAGUAGGAUCUCCCCAUGGAAGGGAAGGGCUCCCAGCUGGAGCUGCUGGGGCAGGAGCAGUAGGAUCUCCCCAUGGAAGGGAAGGGCUCCCAAGUGGGGCUGUGGCAGCAGCUGGUGGUUUGCCCUCUGGAGGUGCAGGAGCUGUGGGAGCUGCCCACGGCAGGGAUGCUGUGCUGAGCGGAGCCCAAGGGGACAGAGGUGGAGCAGCAGGAGUUGGCCUCUCCUCUGGGGGUGGUGGUGCUGGUGGCUCUGCAGGGCAGGGUGCUGGGUCUCUGUAUGCCAGGGAUGGUGGCACAGCUGGGGCCAGGGCUGGUGUGGGUGCAGUUGGCAGGCUGGGAGGUGAUGCAGGCCAUGGCAGGGAAGGUGGAGCAGGAGGGCAAGGUGGUGAGCAUGGGCUGGGCUCAGGCCUUGGGAAGUCUGCAGGAGGGGAAAGUGGGCAGGGAGGUCUCAGAGGAUCAGGGGACAAAGGUUCAUCUGGUGGCAGAGAGGCACUCCCAGGUCAAGCAGAUGCCAAGGGUGAGGGCAGAGGUUUAGGACAGUCAGGCUCCCUUGCUGGCAAAAGCUCUGCCUUUGGAGGGGCAGGAGGCAAAUCCCAGAGCAGAUCUGCUUGGGGGAAGAGUUCAGGCUGGUUUGGGCCAGGUGCAUUGAGUGCUGGUCAGAUGUCAGACCUUUUUGGGGGACUUCCCUCAAUAAACCAGAGAAGGCAGGAGCCUGACCUCGAUCUGACAGCCAAUGGGUUCCUCAAGAGUGUGGAGAGCCUGGAGAAGAGGAGACCUUACCACCUGCAAGAGCUGAAAGCACCUCGCUGCUACCUCAACAAGCAGCUGCUCAACCUCAGGGUCCUGAAGGGGGAACCUGCAGAGCUGUCCUGCACUGUCAGCAAGGAAGAUGUGACAGGGACCUGGUUCAAGGAUGGGCUAAAGCUGACAAGCAUGGAUGGAGUCAUCAUUGAAAAGAAAGGCCUGGUCCACAAGCUUGUGAUUAACAAAGUGGAGGACAUCCAUGCUGGGAAGUACAGGUUCCAAGGUGGAGAUAUCAAAACUGAGGCUUCCAUUUUCGUGGAAGACCCCCCACGCGUGGACAAAGUCCUCCUGCAGAACCUCUCGAGCGUCCCUACUGUGGCCAAGGCUGGGCAGAGUGUGAAGAUCAAGAUCCCCUUUGAGGGUCGCCAGCCCAUCAGGGCUGCGUGGCUGAAGGACAGGAUGGAGCUGGCAGAGGACGCGAGGGUGCGCCUGGACCGCAGCGAGAGCUCCUCCCUGCUCUGCAUCGCCAGCAGCCAGAGGGGCGACUCUGGGCACUACACAGUCAGGCUGCGCAACGACAGCGGCGUCCUGGAGAUCAACCUGAAGCUGCUGGUAGUAGACAAGCCCCAGCCACCUGAAGGCCCCAUCAAGGUGGUGGAAAGCUCUGCCAGCAGCAUCACCAUCCAGUGGAAGCCCCCAAAGGACGAUGGGGGCAAACCGCUGCAGCGCUACGUGGUGGAGAGGCAGCAGGGGGGCAAGAACGAGUGGGAGGCCUUGGGGGAGACCCCCAGGACCUGCACUACCUUCACCACCAGCAAAGUGGAAGCAGAUCUGAGCUACUACUUCAGGGUGAGAGCUGUGAGUGCUGAGGGGAGCAGUGAGCCGCUGGAGUCGGAUGAAGUGAAGGCUGUUGGCAAAGCUACCCCUGGUGCCCCAGACCCCCCUGAGAUUGUCUGUGCCACCAAGGACAGCAUCACCAUAGCCUGGAAGGCUCCUGGCAAGGCUGGCAGCUCCCAGAUCCUGGGCUACCUGGUGCAGAAGCGCAAGAAGGGAACCAUCACCUGGCUGCCAGUCAACACUGCACCCCUGGCAGGCAAGAAGAUGAAGGUGCCCAACCUGAAGAAGGGUCUGCAGUAUGAAUUCAGGGUGGCAGCUGUCAAUGCUGCUGGCCUGGGGGAUGCCAGCAACCCCUCCCAGCCAGCAUGGGCACGGGAUGCCAGCAAAACUCCAGGCCAGGUGCAGGAGCUGAGGGUGAGCAACAGGGACAGCAGCAGUGUCACCCUGACCUGGAAGAAGCCAGAAGUGCAAGAUGGGAACGAUGUGAAAGGCUACGAGGUGGAGGUGAAGGCUCCCAGGAGCCUCAGCUGGACCAAGUGCAGUGCCCUCCCCAUCCAGGGCACCACCUACACAGUCAAAGGCCUCCAGGCCAACCAGAGCUACUCCCUGCGUGUCAGAGCCCUCAGUGAGAGUGGCCUGGGAGAAGCUGCAGAGCUGGAAGCUUCCACUGGGGAUGGUCCCCGCGAAGUUCCCCCCAGGCUGCUGGUCGAGGGCAGAGUGAAAAGCACCCUGGUUGUGAGAGCAGGGAACAGCAUCAGGGUGAAGAUUCCCUUCGAGGCAUCUCCAGAUCCAGUGGUGACCUGGUUCAAGGAUGGGCUCCCUCUUCCCAAGAGGGCUACCACAGACACCAAAGAUGGCACCACCCAGCUGCUGGUUGGGGCAGCUGAGUUCAGUGACAGUGGCACCUACACGGUGGAGCUGCAGAAUGGCUUGGGGAAAAGAGAGAGCUUCAGCUUCCAAGUGCAGAUCACAGAUAUCCCACAGCCUCCUGGAGCUCUUCAGCUGGCAGAGAAGGUGCCAGGCACUGUGACAGUCACCUGGGAGCCAUCAGCAUCUGAGAAAUGGGAGGAGAAUCUCUUCUACACAGUCCUGAAAAAGGAGUCAGAGAAGGGCUUGUGGCAUGUGCUGGGUGACCUCAUCUUCACCAACCAGUUCACCUUCACCAAAGUCAUCCCUGGCAGGGAUUACUACUUCAGAGUGGUGGCCAAAAAUGCCCUGGGAGCCAGUGGCCCAUCUGAGACCCAGCAGCCCUGGAGCAUCCGAAGACCAAAGGCUCACUUUGAAGUCAAAGCACACAGCUACAGGGGGGUGAACCAAAACCAACCCCCCAGGAUCCUGGUCCCCUUGAAGCCUCACGUGGUGCCAACCGGCAGCGAGUGCCACAUGAGCUGUGCAGUUGGAGGCUACCCCCUGCCCAAAAUCACCUGGUACAAGGACAACAGAGACCUCUCCACUGACCCUGCCUAUUUCUGCACCAAUGACUUUGGUGUCUGCUCCCUGGUGGUCCUGGGGGUCUCCAAACAAGACGAAGGGGAGUACAUGGUGGAAGCCACCAACGCCUCCGGCCGUGCCUUCAGCAGAGCCUUCCUCACCAUCAAAGACUCCAGCCUGUAGCCUGACCCUGCUGAGGACAUCUCUGCAGCACCACCUGGAGUGAGCACUGUCUGCAGCCAGGCUCUGUGCUGAUGCAUCAGGCCCAGGGGUUGCAUUCUCAACAGGAUGCUGCAAU